Molecule: messenger RNA, 3954 nt
Organism: Sclerotinia trifoliorum
Lineage: Eukaryota; Fungi; Ascomycota; Leotiomycetes; Helotiales; Sclerotiniaceae
Source: the annotation of a GenBank genome assembly
ACUCAUUUUCUUACCAUGCACUAUCCUUAAAUUUUGUAGUGUAUAGUCGUGCACCAUAUUAUAUCCAAUCCUUUGAUUUCGUCAAGCUCUGCAAGAUGAUUUAAGGUUGGUCUUUGUCAUGAGAACCCCAAGUGUGUAGAGAAUAUGCAGAUUAUUGCACCGAACCUUCUAAGACUUAUACCCCUCAUAAUUCACAUUAUAUGAAAAAUGUUGAACUUUGACAACUUGAGUUAUAGAGAUGAUCUUGCCAAGGGAAAGUAACUUAUUCUUUGGUAGUAUAUUCCAGCAAAUAAUUCACGGUCUGAGGGAGCCUCAGGUAUGAAUGGCUAAUACCCCUCUUGCCAAUACUGGUUUGUUCAUGAAAUAAUACACCAGAAAGGCUUAGCGUCGCUGAGCAACAGGCUUCGAGAUAGUAACCAGGGAGAUGGUGGUUCCGUCAACUCUUAAGAAGUCUUUCCACAGACAACCAAACUCUUCCAACAUGUACCUUGAUUACCUUUGAAGGGACAAUUGUAAUUGUUCCAUUCCCACUUCCACUUCCACUUCUACUUCCACUCCCCUCUCGCACAGCUUCAAACUUCUUUCAAGAAACAACCACAUCUUGGAAAAACUGUACAGCUACUCACCUAUUUGAGAUUACUGUAUCCUAGUACAGCACCACGCUCUUUUUCCACCGAGGGCUCGCAGAAAUCGCAACUGCAAACCAGUGAUCAUCAGCAAGAUGUCUUACAAUAACACGAACACGAAAUACAACCCUUUCUGGUACAACCAGUAUCCUUCCGAUCUGAAUGCUAACUCGAGUAGCAAUGGCGCAAAUGGUAAGACUUAAGAUCCGUCGAUUUCUCCUCGACCUGCUUUCUUUAACCCCCCGAAUACAUGGUGGCUAAUCGUAUCUUAUAGGUGCGCUACAGGCCGGUACGAGCAACCUUACGACUCCCACUUUUCCGACACCCAUCGAAAAUCAGGGAGAAUGGCCUAUCGAAAAUAGCCAGGAUGUAGAAGGCCUACCACAAGGCUGGAACCCAAAUUCGAGCGUACUCUCGAGCAUACUUCCUCCCACAUCUCUACCCCAGAUGCCAUCUUCCCCCAACCUCAUAAAUCCAACUAUGCGAGGUUUUGGCACAGAAGAAUAUGGACGGCUCCCUGACGUGAUGGGUUUACGGAGUGACUCACGUCAUGGCCAGGAUUCUCCUUCCUUCUUUGACCCGAAUUUCACUCGCAUUUCUGGCGGCGGUAACUUUUUUACUCGAGAGCAGGACAUGUCAACACAUAAAUUCAUCGACAACUUUGGCUUAGGUUCCACGACAUCUCGCUUCCAUAUGCACACUGAUUUGGCAUAUUCUUUUGAUAACCAUAAUUCAACUGCUGACGGUGGUAUCCCCGCAGACCCGCAAUCACCAAAUGAUGUUGGCAAUUCUUCCUUCAACAUCUCCACUCAGUUUGCUACAGGGUCCCAGGAUGUUGAAGCUCCACAACAAGAGUCAACGCUGCAAGAUGGAAAAUAUCAACCUGAUACUUCUUCUAAAGAGACCACAGCAGCUCAGCCUAGCCGUGCAACAAGCGUGUCUAAUUUGAAACCUGAAGAGAGCCGAAGUAUGACUGAAGCAUUUCCAUAUGCAGCAAGACCUCCCAUUGCUGCCACUGGUUUCCAUAUGCAGUCGGCUUUUGACGCUUUGCGUGGACCAACUCCACCAGUUGGAUAUAACCACUCGACAACUUUCGGUAACUGGCAACUGGAUGGUCAAUCAAUGGACUCAGCAGUUGAUAGUGAUGCUCCUGGUCCACAGCCUUCAAAUGAUGCCCACAACGCUUCUUCUUACACACUGGUUCAAGGUGCCGGGGAUGUCCAAGAAGUGCAACCCCAACAACAACCUUCACAAGAAGCGGGGCAGCAUCAAAGUGCUUCUGGCAGCGUGUCACCAACAAAUCAACAGAAAGUUGCAUUGCACGAAAGUACACCAAGAGUUACAAAUGAUCGGAGGUCCAGUGAUGCGACUCCCAUCCUAGCUCAGGAGCCUACGACUACAAAUUGGCCACCUGCAGGUAAUCAUCCAGAGUCUCACCAGGGAGGCCAAACUCCAGGUGUCGAACAAUCCAGUCAUGCUGGACAGCAGCGACAUAGACGCUAUGGAGCUACUUCUGAACAUCCUGGCAGCCGACCAGGUGUUGUAUCUCACCCAACAUUCGGAUAUCCUCAAGGCUCACGUGAAAAUACUUUUCAGCAGCUGGAAGAUCAAGUUUCACCGCUAGGUUUCGCAUGUGGGGGUAUCAGACGCCCAGGACUUGCGGGAGGACCAGCCUCCUUCCGUCUUCUUGCACCUGCUUCAUCGACAGCAACACCACGACAGAUGACACAGCAAGGCAGACAAUCCAAACAACAAGGUCAACAGUCAGCACAGCAAAGCGCACUAACCACGUCGUGGAAUCAACCUACUCCCCAAUGGCAAAUCCCACAAACCCAGAGUCAUUCCCAGGCAAGCACCUCCAAAGAACCUUUCCAUCGCACGCUUCCAAGUAGAUUAGGCCUCGCAUUCGCUUCUCUUGCCAAUGUGGCCCCAGCAAAUCAAUUCAUGGAAUCAGUCUCCAACAUGCAUCUUUUAGAUAAAAUGGCAUGUGUUGAUGUAUUAAUGCGUUCCGACCUCUUGAGAGAAUACAUGAAGCCACAUCUCUUCGAAGAGCACAAUCUGGGUUGUGAGAAGGGCAAAAAGUAUAGGGCGGCGACUCUUCACGGUUUGGACACGAAUGCAAAGAUCGACGAAACGCAGAGAACGUACGAAGCCCAGAAUCUGAAGCGAAAGCGUGAGUUCCAAGACAAGCAGAUUAAGAACGAGUGCCGCAGAAGAGAAAAUGCUGCUAGAAUGACGGCUGGUGCUUCUGAAGUUGCUGGGAUGACUCAAAGCGGUAGCAAGCGUCCGCGCCAGGCAUUUGGUUCUGAUCAUGAUUUUCGUUAUGAAAUUAGCGACGACCAACUCGACUCCAAUGACGAUUCUGACGGUGAUUCAUCUGUUCCUCCGCGCAACUCCCCAAAGAAGCAUCGAAUUACUGGACCUACACCUUCAGAUCUCGUGAAUAAAUUCUGCAGCUCCGUGAACAUUGGAAAUCGAAACCCAUUCUUCGAUGAUCCUAUCCACUCCAAGUUGCGCAAUCUCAACACUGUUCAACUUAUCGAUCCUGCACCAGAAUAUAUGGAGCGAAAUGGUGAGAUCGCCGACACCAAAGUUGAACACUGGCGAGCUUGUGCUGGUCAGGCUGCUGGUACGGUGUUGGAGCAAGGAAAGAAUUGCAAGAACUGCGUUGAUCAUAUGGAGGAAGGGUCUGUGCCAUUUUCGAGCUGUGUCGUUAUUGACGCUACAAAGCUGGCUGGGCAAGAGCUGAAGGGUGCUUGUAUGAACUGCGUUUAUCUUGGUAAGGAUCAAGAGUGCAGUCUUCGACGUGUUGAGAUCGAGGAAACUGGAGCUCAAUAAGCUCGAGGUCUAUAGAGCUGGGUAGCUAGGAAAAGCUGCUUAUUAAGGCGAGAAAGUCGGGCUCAAUAGAUUUGAGGUCUGUGAAGCUGGGAAAUUGCUUGAAGUUCUUGCCAAUUUGUUGAGGUGUGGGGCUGUGCUGGAUUCACUUUCGUUAUCAGAAUUCUUCGAAGAAGGAUUCGGAUCUCGGCAUUAUCACAUCCGAAGGAAAUGAGAACGUCUUCAGGAAUAUAUGAAAACCAGAUACAAGAGCUAAUGGUUCUGAUGGUUCAUCUCGCCGUGCCUGGAAGUUUGGUGGAGCUUUGACAUGAAUUUGUAUUGGAAUACCAGCGCUGCUGCUAAGAUAGCACAGAGCAGUUUUCAACGCCUGUGAGUGUGCAACGAGGAAAACAUAGAUGCGACUAUCUAUUUGACUAUCCAAAGCUUCUGAUGAGUACUACCUCGGGAGGAAUCUCACACUGCUUUUAUUUUAUGAUUUAAUCAAAAUGAAUCA